Molecule: messenger RNA, 5862 nt
Organism: Sinocyclocheilus grahami
Lineage: Eukaryota; Metazoa; Chordata; Actinopteri; Cypriniformes; Cyprinidae
Product: poly [ADP-ribose] polymerase 14-like
Exons: 14
Coding region: 4-4941 (1645 amino acids)
Biological process (GO): protein poly-ADP-ribosylation; negative regulation of gene expression
Cellular component (GO): nucleus; cytoplasm
Molecular function (GO): transcription corepressor activity; NAD+ poly-ADP-ribosyltransferase activity
Source: RefSeq, a predicted model, not a curated record
ACGAUGGACGAAUAUCCGUAUCCCAUCACUGUAGAGGGAAACUGGGAGUCUGAACAAGCUAAAAGUGUGAAAAAUAAACUUCAGAUUUACUUCCAGAGUAAGAAGAAAUCUCAAGGAGGAGACUGCGCCGUGAAAUAUGAUGACAAGAGCAACUCUGCUACGAUUCUGUUCAAAUCGUCUGACAUCCGAGAUGGCGUGCUCUCAAAGGCAGAACACAUUAUUACCAUUGACAAUCAGCAAAUCAAGUUGAAAGUGUACAAACCCAGCGAUGCAGAGGAACAGACAGACAGCGCUGGACAAAGAAUGGACCAGGGGUGUGGAUAUCAGGAACCAACUCAAAGUGCCUCUCAGACUGAUGUGAAUGUGAAGAAGCCUCAAGAGUCAAGUGCUGUGGUGCUGGAGAACCUUCCAGAUGAUAUUAAACAAGAUGUUUUAAGUCUUUUGGUGGAGAACAUCAGCAGUCUUUCUGAAAAUGACUUUAGCGUAGAAUUAAUACCAGAAUUAAGAAAAGCAGUUGUGACUUUUAAAAAUCCCAGUGCUGCAGAAAAGUUCCUUGAGGACAGCAGGACACAUGAAAAGUUCAAGAAGAAUAAUCUGAGGGCCCAUGCACUGGAGAGAAGCACAAGUGUGCGAGUGGAGAAUCUUUCAGCUGAGGCCAACAACAACAAGAUGCUGCUGGAACUGUAUUUUGAGAAAUGGGGCGGUCCAGUAGAGGAAAUUAUCAAAAUUCCAUCAGAACAAGCAGCCAUUAUUAUCUUUAAGGAGGAAGAAGCCAAAGAGAGAGUUUUGAAGCAAGAAAAUAACAUCUGUGAUGUUCCAGUCAAGAUGUAUCCCUACUUCAAAUCACUUGAUACGAUCUUAUAUGGUGGCAAAAGACCCCAUUUGAAGCUGCCUGAACACAUUACAGUCAGUGUACAUCCUGCCAUCAGGGAGUUCAUCCUCAAGAAAGGGCAGAUUUCCUCUAUAAAAGACCAGAUGAGCUCACACUUCUGCCAAAUAAACAUGGACAAACCUGAAGCUUUGCUCAGUCCUGAUCCAGCAUUACUGAAACAGAAAGGAGGUACCAGACAACUUAUUGAUGGCUGGAGUAAGAAUACCAUUGAUGCCUUCAAGAAAAUCAUCUCAAAUUACACAACAUCUGAGUGGCCGGUGUCAUACUCCUUGUGGUUAAAUGUGAAAAGUGAUAUUAGGAAAGUAGUGAAAGAUCAGGUUUUUACAGAUUUGGAUGCCUCUAAAGGGGUGAUGACAUUGGCAGGAAUGACCCAUGAAGUAAUUGGAUUGAAACCCAUCAUGGAGAAAAUUUUAGCGAGAGCAACAAAUGAAAUAGAGAGAGAAAAGAAGAGUGUGACUGAAUAUUUGGAGAUUUCUCCUGCCGUGUACUCUCUACUUGAACGAGAUGGCCUGAAAAGUGCUACAGCUGUUUCCCCACAUCUGCUGGUUGACUACAACAAAAAAAAUAAAAGAUUAGUUUUAUCAGGUCUUCAUACAGAAAUUCUUGCCAUCAAAAAUUGGGUCCUUGAGAAGAAAGUAAGUAUGAAACAGAAGCCCUUACAAAUUGACCGUUCAGUCCUGGAGUUUCUGAGAUCAGUGGAUUGUGAUGAAAUGUGCACAGAUCUCUUCAUAUCUCAUGGAAUAACUGCUGUCUACACAAUCGAAAAUGGAGAUGUUGUUGUGAUUGGAAGCACAGAAAGAGCACUUGCUGAGGCAGAGAAGAGGGUGAAUACAGUUCUCACAACCAAAGACCUCAUUAUAGGAGAUCUGGGUGUCCUUCAAAUGCCAGAGUGGCAUGAUCUCAAAAGACAACUGGAAAAUUCAUUCAGUAUUUUCAAAAAGAGAUCUGUGUUUAUAAACCUCUCUAAAAAGAGAGACAAAGUUAUAGUGACUGGAUUCAGAGAACCAGUGAUGGAAGUCAGUCAGGACUUAGGACGAUUCAUUGAGAAACACACAAGCAUUGAAGAAACUGUUUGUGUCAAAUCACAUGCCGUGGUUGAAUUCAUAAAAGACAGAAAAUCACAAGACUGGCAGCAUUUUAUCAAGUCUGAGGAGGUGAAAGUGAGUUUUGAUCCAAAGAGACCCUGGAUUAAACUGUCUGGAAAGCAUACAUUUGUCCAGCCAGCUUUGACUCUAUUUGAAAGUUUGGCAGAAGGCCUCUACACAGACACACUAAUCAUUAAAAAGGCAGGAGUAAAGAAGUACUUCAUGGAACAGGGUAAAAUGAUGUUCUCAGUGCUGUUAAAGGAAAAAAGAUUUGUUGUGGUUCUUCAGGAAGAUGACAUGCUGGAUGAAGAAGAAGAUGAAUUUCCUGUAGGUAGUUUUGAAGAUAUUGGCCAAGUCUCUUGUGAGGUUCGAAUGCCAGGUGGAGUAACAGUUACUGUCAGGAAGGCAGACAUUUGCAAGCUCCAUGUUGAUGCUGUGGUCAAUGCUGCUAAUGAAGAUCUGAAGCACAUCGGUGGUUUAGCUUUAGCACUUCUCCAAGCUGCUGGACCAAGUCUGCAGCAAAACUGUGACUUACACACAAAAGCAAAUGGACCUCUGAAGCCUGGAGAUGCCAUCAUCACUGCUGCUGGUCGUCUUCCCUGUAAAUAUGUAGUGCACGCUGUUGGACCUCGUUUCAGUGAUUCAGACAGACAUACCGCUGUUCAACGCCUGAGACGUGCUGUGAGGGAAAGUCUGAAUCAGGCGUCAAGCAGAACCUGUUCCUCCAUUGCAAUCCCAGUUAUUAGCUCAGGGAUAUUUGGUUGUCCUCUCGACCUUUGCACUGAAUCAAUCGCCAAGGAGGUGCAUGAGUACAUUGAAGAUCGUAACCACAGAGCCUCUAAUAGCACCUUAACUGAAAUUCACUUGGUUGACAAUAAUGGCAGCACUGUGAAUGCCAUGACUCAAGCUGUCAGAAAGGAGUUUGCUGCUUAUAACCCUAAAAUGACUUUCCCUCAUAAAGCCAAACCCCAUGGGUAUAGUAACUAUGGACAAGGGUAUCGUGGCCGUUGUCGUGGUCGUGGUCGUGGCCGUGGCCGUGGUCGUGGAAACUAUAGCCAAAAAAACCAACAGUUUGAAGGCUCCAAAAGCCGUGGAGACUUUGAAGGACAACCAUACUCAAAAUCAAGAUCAGAUAAAUCUGAAGGGUUAAGUGUUCUUGAGACCAAAACUACACAAGAGGGACUAAAAAUCAUUCUGAUCAAAGGGAACAUCCAGGAUGCAUAUGCUAAUAUCAUUGUAAACACUAUAUCGGAGGACUUGGACCUCAGAAAAGGUGCCGUUUCCAAAGCACUCCUUCAGACUGCUGGUUAUCAGCUCCAAUCAGAAAUCAACACAGCUGCUCGCUCAAACGGUGUGAAUUAUGGUGGAAUGCUCAUCACAGAUGGUUAUGAAUUGAAAUGUCAAAACGUCUUCCAUGUAGUUUGCCCAUUUUGGAGACAGGGCUCAGAAGAUAAGGUACUCAUUCAGAUCAUUAGAGAUUGCCUGAAUAAAGCAGAAAGCUGGAGAAAGGCUUCAGUCGUCUUCCCAGCUAUCGGGACUGGGAAUCUUGGCUUUCCUAAAGAUCUGGUGGCCAGAAUCAUGCUGACAGAAGUCCAGAAAUUUAAGCCGACAAACCUUCGAAAGGUAACUGUGAUUGUGCACCCUUCUGACAAGGAGAGUGUAGAGUGCUUUACCAGCGUCUUUAGACAUGGGAUUCAGGGUCCCGUUACAAAAGAAGCUCAUCAAUAUGCCCUGCCGAAUAUUUCUAGCAAAUCAGCUCAGAAAUCUGAGCUUGUUGGCAAAGUCUCCUCUCCCUCUCUCGGGGUGCACACUAUGCAGCUGGGUCAAGUGACUCUGGAGGUUUCAUCAGGAGACAUAACUAAAGAAAAAACUGAUGCCAUUGUGAAUUCCUCAAAUCAUACAUUUUCUCGGAAAACAGGAGUAUCCAAGGCCAUUUUAGAUGCUGCUGGAGUACAAGUGGAACGAGAAUGUUCACAGAUUGUGGGAUCAUCAAGCAUGCAACAAGCAGAGAUUGUUACUUCAGCCGGGCGGCUUCCAUGUGGAAACAUCAUCCAUAUUAUUGGACACAAUAGUCCAUCUGGCAUUAAGGAUGUUGUUUUGUCUGUUCUGAAGUUAUGUGAGUCACACCAGAUGACUUCUGUUGCUUUCCCAGCUCUUGGCACUGGUCAGGGAGGUGCAAAUCCAGCUGAUGUUGCAGAUGCAAUGGUUGAUGCACUUGUUGACUUUGCAAAGAAAAAGAAACCAGUGCAUGUCAAAUGUGUGAAGUUUCUUAUGUUCCAGUUGAACUUGGUGGCAGACUUUCACCAAAGCAUGGUCAGAAGAUCUGGUGAGAAAGUAGAAGAGGAUCAAAGUGUGCUUACCAAAAUUAAAGAAGAAAGUUCAGAAUCUCCUACAAAUGAAGAGUUUGUAAUGGUAGGUGAGGAAAUUGAGCCAGUUGUGUUUCAACUGUGUGGAGAGACACCAAAAGACCUGAGUGAAGCCAAGGACAUGAUCAACAGUUUGAUAUUACAGGAGCAUGUGAUCAUCCCAAUCCAUGAUCCAGUCAUUGCUCAUUUCACCAGGGAGGAUGUAGAAACGCUGAAUGCCAUGCAGAGAGAGCUCACAGUCAGUGUCCGGCUUGAGAAGAAAGGCCAAGACUCUGUCAUCACACUGGAGGGCCUGACAAGAGACGUUCAUACUGCAGACAUUCGUAUCCGAGACAUGAUCCGCAAGGUAGAAAAGAACCAAAUCCGAAGAAGUGAGGCAUUUAUAAUUAGCAGUGUGAUUAAGUGGCAAUAUCAGGAGAAUGGACACAGCGUCAUAAACUUUGAUAUGUUGACCAAUUAUCACUUGGAACAGGCGUAUCAGAACAAACAGCCUUUAGUAAGAAUCAAGAUUAAUAAUGAUGAAUAUGAGGCUCAUUUAGUUCUCAAAGUGGCCAUAAGAGGGAACCUGAGGAUUGCACUGAACAGAGUAGAAUUGUAAAGUGAGAUUAUUUUAUAAUUAAGACAUCGAUUAGAAUGGCAUCAUGUACAGAUAUUACUUACUCAAGUAAGUUUUUCAUCUUGUUGUCUGCAGUAGCUCAAAUCUAUUUUCCGUUAUACUGGAUAUAAACUAAAAUUUAUUCUUGCCUUUUUGUUGAAAGAGAACAGAACAGCACGCUUUGGAAAAACUAUAUGAUCAAAACACUCACAAAAACAAUGGAAAGCAUCUCUUCCACGGCACCAGCCAAAUCAACAGUCAUGACUUCAAUCACAGCUUUGCUGGCAUGUAUCAGUCAAAUUCAGUAUAAACUGUUUUUAGGAGCCUUGUAUGGGAAUAGUACAUAUUUUGCUGUGGACCCAAGUUACUCAGCCCAAAGCCACUUAAAACCUGAUGUCAAUGGACAUAAAUGCAUGUACCUUGCCAGUGUGGUUGUCAUGAUUUAAAUCAAGGAGUGAAAUCUUGUUCCGCCUACGAAAAGCUCCAAUAGUGCUGAUCGAUACAACAGUGUGACUAACAACAUGACCAAGUCAACCAAUACCUAAUCACCUAAUCAGUUUCCAUUAAUGAUUAUGAGAUCAGUUUUUGUUGCUAUUUUUGUUGUUUCUGUGAUGAUGAACACAUAAUGUUUAAGUAUAUAAUGUAUAUGUGAUAAUUACUGCCAGAAAUUACAGUAACUAUUACAGUGUAAAGAAAAAGAGUUUGUGCUGAGCAUUUGGGGAUUAUGUUUAUGGGGCUUAAAUGAGCACAUUGAUUGAAAUUAUACAUACAAUUAUGUAACCAUAAAAAUAACAAAGGACUUCAGUAAAUUAUGAUUGGUGAAUAAAAAAAUGUGAAUUAUUUACUACGUCCUUUAAACCAGAGAUGCCCAAACCAGGGCCUUUAGGCCAGAGUUGGCCCACUUAGACCUUGAAUUUUUCCUAU